This is a messenger RNA of Strongyloides ratti, 624 nucleotides long. RefSeq lists its product as hypothetical. The transcript is spliced from 2 exons. The record is from RefSeq and is a predicted model, not a curated record. NCBI's taxonomy places the organism in Eukaryota, Metazoa, Nematoda, Chromadorea, Rhabditida, Strongyloididae. The coding region runs from base 1 to 624 and encodes 207 amino acids.
AUGUUUUCACUUCAUACUAGAAGCAGUAUAUCAGGAGGUAGUUCAAAUAUGUAUUCAAGACCAAGAUCAAGAUCCCGUCAACCAAUAUAUACAUCUGAUAAAAGAGCCAAAUUUGCUCAAAGAGAAAAUAAAAAAUAUAUUAGAUUUGUUACUGUAAUUGGUUAUAUAAUUUGUGUAUCAUUACCUGCUGUAUGUUUAUCUAUAUAUUAUAUUAAUUUUUGGGAUCCAAGAUAUAUUGAUAAGUUUACAAAAAUUGAUAAUCAUAUAAUAAAUAAUAGUGAUGGAAUUAUUGGAAUAAAUGAUGAUAAAACAAUUGCUUCAAGUCGUAUAAAAUUAUUAAAAAAAGAAGUACCAAGAAGACCUCGUGAUUAUCCAGUAGAAUUUGAUAAUACAAUAUUUGAAUUUAAUAAUAAUACAUUAAAUGAUAAAAAUUUUAACAAAAUAAUAGAAAAUGUACAAAUUUUACCAACAGAUAGUUUAGAAGAAAAUAAAGAAGGUUAUAAAGAAAAAAUUGUAGAUAUAAUUAAAAAAUCAGAAUGUAAAUGUACCUGUCCAAAUGAUAAUAUAAAAGAAGUUAAAAAACCACCAAUUUUAAAAAUGAUAUUAAGUGGUAAAAAUAAAUAA